Messenger RNA from Trichechus manatus latirostris (Florida manatee), 9684 nucleotides. It is a transcript of the gene BCL2, whose product is annotated as BCL2 apoptosis regulator. Gene Ontology annotation, cellular component: mitochondrial outer membrane. Gene Ontology annotation, biological process: extrinsic apoptotic signaling pathway in absence of ligand; intrinsic apoptotic signaling pathway in response to DNA damage; negative regulation of intrinsic apoptotic signaling pathway. The transcript is spliced from 2 exons. Gene Ontology annotation, molecular function: protein heterodimerization activity; protein homodimerization activity. NCBI's taxonomy places the organism in Eukaryota, Metazoa, Chordata, Mammalia, Sirenia, Trichechidae. Bases 953 to 1642 code for a protein of 229 amino acids. The record is from RefSeq and is a predicted model, not a curated record.
GCUCUCCGGAAAAUGCACCCGCUGCUCGCAGUUUCACCCGAAGAGGACUGACUCCUGUCCCCGCCCGGUCCUCCAGCGUCCCCGCCCCGCCUGUCCCUCUCCCGGGGAGGCGUGCAGGGCCCCGUGAGUGCGCGCGUGGAAAUUGCUCAGAAGGGACAUCGCACGACUUCUGCAAAUACCGGACUGAAAAUUUUAAUUCAUCUGCCGCCGCUGCCUUUUCCCUCGUGCUCUUGAGCUCUCGGAUGGGGAUUCUUUCCGACUGACAUUUCUGUGCAGCAGAAGUCUGAAGUCUGGGGAUCAUUCUGGAAAUUCUCCUGAUUUUUAACCCCCCCCCCGCCGGCCCCCCCAACUCCUGAUUCCUUUGGAAGUUUCGCAGCAGCUCUGACUGGAGAGCUCGGAAGAUUGAUGGGAUCCUUGCCUUAUGCGUUUAUUUGUACAAAAAAGGAAGCGUGACAGAGGAUCAUGCUACCCCUAAAAAAUACAAGUAAGUUCUUUGCACAGGAAAUGGGCUUCAUGUAACUUUUGAUGGAAACAUUUGCGAUUUUAAGUGCGUUCGAGUAAAUUGGAUUUCCAGGCAGUUGAAUCCAUUCUUUUGAGCUGUGUAACUUGUAGUGUGUAUGUCCUGCUUGCACCCAGUGUAUAAAGGAAAAUGCACCUGAGUUUGACUUAUUGUUUUUUUUUUUUAACCUUUCAGCAUCACGGAGGAAGUAGACCGAUAGUACAAUAAUUAUACAUAAUAAUAACGACCCUCAUGCAAUAAAGAUCCGAAAGGAAUUUCGAUAAAAAUUUCCUGCAUCCCAUGCCAAGGGGGAAACCCCAGAGUCAAGAGUUCCGCGUGACUGAAGACACCCCCUCUUCCAAGAAUGCAAAGCACAUCCAAUAAAAUCGCUGGAUUAUAACUCUUCUCCGGGCUUUUGGGGGCUCAGGGUGGGAGCGGGGCCGAGCGGGCAGGAUGGCGCACGCGGGGAGAACAGGUUACGACAACCGAGAGAUAGUGAUGAAGUACAUCCACUAUAAGCUGUCGCAGCGGGGCUACGAGUGGGAGGCCGGCGAUGCGAGCGCCGCGUCCCCCGAGGCCGCCCCCGAGCCGGGCGUCUUCUCCUCUCCGCCGGAUGCGCCCCGCGGCCCGGCCGCCAGGACCUCGCCGCUCCCUCCCGCCCCGGCCGCGCAGCCCGCGCUCAGCCCGGUGCCACCUGUGGUCCACCUGACCUUGCGCCAGGCCGGCGACGACUUCUCCAGGCGCUACCGCCGCGACUUCGCCGAGAUGUCGAGCCAGCUGCACCUGACUCCCUUCACCGCGAGGGGACGCUUUGCCACGGUGGUGGAGGAGCUCUUCAGGGACGGGGUGAACUGGGGGCGGAUUGUGGCCUUCUUUGAGUUCGGUGGGGUCAUGUGUGUGGAGAGCGUCAACCGGGAGAUGUCGCCCCUGGUGGACAACAUCGCCCUCUGGAUGACUGAAUACCUGAACCGGCACCUGCACACCUGGAUCCAGGAUAACGGAGGCUGGGAUGCCUUUGUGGAACUGUACGGCCCCAGCAUGCGGCCUCUGUUUGAUUUCUCCUGGCUGUCUCUGAAGACGCUGCUCAGUCUGGCCCUGGUAGGAGCUUGCAUCACCCUGGGUGCCUACCUGGGGCACAAGUGAAGUUACCCAGCCUGCCGCAGUUAUGCAAAAGUUCACAAAAGCAGUAGGAAUAGUAUGCAUCGUCAGUGAGGUACCAAGAAAUGAAGCUGUGGUCUCUUAAAACAAAAAUCAAAAAACAAAACAAAACAAAAAAUGACUUUCAGGCUCAACGUCAAAUCAGCUAUUUACUGCCAAAGGGAAAUAUCAUUUAUUUUUUACAUUAUUAAGAAAAAGAUUUAUUUAUUUAAGACAGUCCCAUCAAACCUCCUGUCUUUGUAAACCGCACCACUCAUUGGUAAGCCCCACUUCUGGCGGCCCCACCUGGAUCUCCUGUGCCUAUAAACACGGAUUUGUUUUCAAUGUCGUCUGCACUAACUCUCCAUCUGAAGAGCAAACAAACUGGCAAAAGACUUGACUGUUAGAGAAGCCAGAGUCUGACUCCUCCAGUCUUGGAAGAAGGUGUUCAUUCUACUUGCAAUUUGCCCUGGGGCUGUGACAUUAAUGGAGGCAAGGUCCUCGGAAGGAAGUAGACUCUUCCCUGCAGGGAAGAACAGACGCUUCGCUUUUGAUUCACAUGGUACAAACCCAGUUGGAGGAAAAAAACUAGGAACUUUACACGGACAUGGUGUCCACUGAGAUUUCCACGCCGAAGGUCAGCGAUGGGAAAAAAUGCCCUUAAACCAUAGGAAAGUAUUUUUUUAAGCUACCAAUUGUGCCGAGAAGCAUUUUAGCAAUUUAUACAAUAUCAUCCAGUACCUUAAGCCCUGAUGUGUAUAUUCCUAUAUCUCGGAUCUGCCCCUCUGAGUACUGGCUCCGUCUGAGUAAGAAACAGGAUCCUUUGGCAUGCAAGGAAUCGGACUCGUCGGUAACUUCUUAAGCAUGGGGAAGGCAAGCGUUUCCAGAGGCAUCAGGCCGCCACAAGUGCCUGCUUUUCAGUAGUAAGCUGCAGCCUGCAGGCCUGUCUCGCGGCCCAGUAGGAGGGCUUCGUCCUAGAACUGAGCCUGGGCACUGGCUGGCCUCCGAGAUGGCUUUUAAACAGAGCAAUGUGGUCUCCGAGUGUUUGCAAGCCAAAGGAGUUCAGAACGCCACUGUCGAGAAAUAGCAAUAGCGGGACUCCGCCUGGGCCUGCUGGCUGUGGGGCUGGCCCUCAGGUUGGGCCCAUUUUCCCACAGAGCAAAACCUGGGUGCCAUGGGUUCUUUGUUUGGGCCGCUUCUUAAGACUGACUCUGAAGGUGCAACCUGUGAAGUUGUCUCAGAGAAGUGUAUCGCUGUGGAGGGAAACUGAGGCGCAGCUCCGGAAGGGGCCAGCAGUGACGCGGUGCAUGCUGGGAAGGCCUCUGCCGGCGCUAACGAAAGGAAAAUGGCAAUGUGCACGCUGGGCCCCCGAGCGGCCUGUGGGCCCCCGAGCGGCCUGUGGGCCCCCGAGCGGCCUGUGGGCCCCCGAGCGGCCUGUGGGCCCCCGAGCGGCCUGUGGGCCCCCGAGCGGCCUGUGGGCUGCAGUUUCCAGAAAGGUUUUGAAUGACUUUGAGGAGGGUCAUAAAUCCUAAAGGAGUGUUGAAACGAGGUGUCAUGGAUUAAUUGACUUAUAGCUAUGGAAAUACGAUGUAAAACAUUAUCUUGUCCUUGUCUUUUGGUUUUAUUUGAAAACCUGACAGAAAAAAAAAAAGGCUCUAGGUGUAGAAUUUAGGGAUUAUCUGUACAUCCUGGGGCAAUUAAAAAAAAAAAAAUCAGUGGUGGAAAAUUAUAGAGAAGUAGCAAAAGAAGUAAAAAUCUCCAGUUAAUAUACUAGAAACUAUUUUUUUAAGUUUAGAGUCAGCCUUGAUUUGUGGCAUUAUUGCAUUAUAUACCAUUUAUCUGUAUUAACUUUGGAAUGUAUUAUGUUCAGUGUUUAAUGCUGUGGUUGAUAUUUCAAAAGCUGCUUUAAAAAAUACAUGCAUCUCAUCAUUUUUCUUAAUUGUAUUUAGUUAUGGCCUCUACACUAUUUGUUAGCAGAAAUGAUCAUUUUCCAAUUGAGAUUUUUGUCUCCUUAAUUCUGCAAAAGCAUUUCCAAGAAGGUGAGAAGCCCUGGGUCUCACUCAGCAAACUGAGAAACCCUGGAGCAUAUUGGCCGCUGAGGAACCUUGCUUCAAUCAAGUUGUGUGCAUUUCCCUUUCAACACAGUUGUUUAUUGUGAGGGAUAUAUCUGUUGUCCCUUUGACCUGUUCCUUGAAAGUUGACUUGUCUGUCCCUGGGCAAUUCCGAAUUUAACUCAAAGUUAUUUGGUAAAACCCAUGAAGUUCAUUCAGUUGAAAAUCCAGAUGGGAAGCUACCAGAGAAUUAAAAUCUGGCACUGAGUGGUUUGACUUUAAGAGAGUUGCUUUAGGUGGCCUGUUUAAACAUAGACCCCCAUAUAGAGACCUACUGCCCUCCUUCCGCAGGGUCCUUGUCUGUGGCUAUCCUUCAGAUCCUUCCUGAAAUGCAAUGGCACUUAACGUUCCCCACAGAGAGAGCAGGAAACCCGUGGUACAAAGUCAGACCUCCUGGCGGGCCUCAGGGAACAGGAUGAUCAGACCUUUGUAUGAUCCUAAUUUUUUGGCAAAAUAAUAUUUUAUGAAAGGUUUACAUUGUCAUAAGUGAUAAAUAUGGAAUAUCAAAUCCUGUGCUGCUAUCCUGCCAAGAUCAUUUCAAUGGAGUCAGUUUGCAGUACACUCCAAGUGGUGAGAUUCUCCAAGCUGCUUUAGAAGUAACAAUGAAGAGCAAGUACAUUUUUAAUAUAAAGCCUGUUUGUGUUUUGUUACUGUUGUUAUUGUUUCAGCUGGGUUCACAGAGUAUUCAAAAAAUGUAUAUAUAAAAAAAGGUCAUGGUGGUUAACUUCUGGCUGGUUUCCUUUUGCUGUGGGGUUUUGCUGUCUGGUUUUAACCGUAAAUGUGCCGGACCACCUGACCCCAGAACUGUACAGUAUUGUGGCUACCCUCACUCUAAGAGUAGUUGAUAUUACAUUUUUCUUGUUAAAAACAUGUUGGAGGCAAUGAAUGUAUAUAAAAGCCUCAACUAGUCAUUUUUCCCUCCUCCUUUCUUUUCAUUGUCUUGUUUUGCCACCACACAGAGAACCUUUCUACCUAUUUCAUAUGGAGAAGGGAUUCACACCGGAAUAUUAACUCCUCUUUACCACAAACAUGGUGAAUAUGUUGGCCAGGGCCAGGGUUCAAUAGAACACAAGCACUUUUCCAAAUUGGGGUCAAGAGCUCUAAGAGCUCUAAAAAAGAGCCUACGAGGUAAAAAGCACUCAAGAACCUUCUCGGUCCUCUUAAGCCCUUACUGCAUAAGCGCUCUGAAAGGGAAACCAAAAGACAACAGACAUAUUCUCUAGCAAACAGGGCUCAUCCCAGAGGAUUUGACAGGGCCUGAAAAUUCCUGGAGGCUUAAGGUUCCGAUGAAAGUCACAUUUAGAAUUAAGGAAGCAUCUCCAAAUAGUUUAAGCAAAACACCAGUAUCCCUCUGCCUUAGCCCAUUUAUCUCUGCAUAUUCAGAUGUGGCCUUCCAUUUAGAUGUGACUUUUAUUUCAUUCGAAAAUGUUGAUUGUUCGUCAUCUUAAAGGCUUAGCCCUGGCCCAGUACGAAAAAUAAGGAAGUGACUAUAAAUCAAAAGGCGUUAUAAUCAGGAUUAAUGUAAAUGAUUAGGGCCGUCCCAACACACGUCCAAUUUUCAGGCCAAGGAUCUAGUGAAUGAACAGAAUUGCAAAUAGUCUAUGUUUGUAAUUAGACCUGUGCUAAAACAGGUAUUUUAUAAAUUUGAACUUAAAUUCUAAUUUCAGUUGUAUUUCGAAGGCAGUGGCUGCUUUUACACUUCUUAUCACUUAUAGUUAGUAAUGUACACCUACUCUAUCAGAAAAAAAAAGAAAAAAACAGGAAAGGCUUGAAAUACAAGCCACUCUAAGGAAAUUAGGGAGUCAGUUGAAAUUCUAUUCUAAUCUUAUUCUAUGGUGUCUUUUUCUGCCCAGACAAAUGUGGUUACACACUUUUUUAAGAACUACAAUUCUACAUUGUCAGCUUAUGAGGGUUCCAAUCAGAUCUUUAUUGUCAAUCUGGAUCUUUUAGGGUUUUUUUUAAUUAUUAUGAGACAAAGGACAUUUGUUGUGGGGGUGAGAGGGAGGAAGAAUUUUUAAAUGAUUAAAACAUCCCCAAGAUUGGGUCAGAGAGUGGAGGUUUCUCAGAAUAGUCAGAACUGUGGGGUAUGAAAUGGAAGCAAGUAGGACCUUCCCUCUGGUCAGCAUGAUGCCUCAGUGAAAGAGCUUGUGCAACAAAUGAGAAGCAUUUAUAAUUCUGUGGUACAUACAGAUUGUAGAAACAUCAGCACAGCUCAGUGUCAGCUCAGUGUGGCAGUGCCAAUGGCCGAAAGCUUUUUUAAAUAUUUGCCAUUAAUAGUAUAAACUUCAACCCUGGAUAUAGCUAAUGGGUAUUUAAACAAUUAAGCUUGCUAUUUUAACCAACAGGAUAUUUAAUAGCAACCUUCUGGUUGGUAAGGACAUCUGUUUUUAAGUGUUUAUUAUGCACAAUAAUAAGAUUAAAAAAAAAUUGUGAAACUGAAUUGGGUACGUGAUAACUCAAGUCCCUUAGCCUUACCCAAAGAAUCAUUCCUUUCCAUGUCUGUCCUCACAGGAUGGACUUGGACAACGAUGAAAUAUGCAUCCCACUGGGCACAAAGAGAACCAGAUGGAGUGUGAAUGGUACUGCCCCAAUUCCUCACCACCGCCCCAGAAAAUAACACACAGUCAGCAUCCCAUCAAUGACACGGUUGUUUUGUGUACCAAGGUCAGCACAGCAAUGACUCCGCAGACGAUAACAACCGAUUGGCAUAACCACUCACCAGAAUGGCUAAAAUUAAAAAGACUGGCGACUGAUGAACACAACAGUCAUGUGGGAGAAGGUACAAUUUGGCAGGUUACAUCCUAUGGGUGGAAGAUGGAAAGUUAAUCAAAAAGUCCUAUAGUGUCGAUACAUAACUAAUACCAUGUACCUAAACCUUUUGGGGAUUCUGCAGUGGGAUUUCCAGCUAGCUCAUUUUAUUAAGUCCUCCCCACCCCGCAGGGUAGCAUUUGAAGGAGUGAUAGCCAAUUAGAUUUCUCUUACGGAAGCUUUGGUGGUUGUGUUUAUUAUAAUGUCUUCUUAAGUCUUUAAAGCAAUCAAGUUUUGCCUUUGUUUUGCCUUACUGGGGCUAUUUGUGUUUUAAAUAAAAUAAGUGUAUUAAAAGUGUUUUGUACUGAAAGUUUGUUAUCAAGAUUUUUAUACUUUUGUGUUCUUUAGGCUGUUUUUAAGAUUAAUAUUUUUUAGGGGUAGCUGAUAUCCUGGUGGUGCAAGUGGUUUGAUAGUUCAAACCCAUCCAGCGGCUCUAAGGAAGAAAGUCCUGGAGAAGCCAACACCUACCUUCCAAGGUAGUGAGGAGUGGUAGUGGAGAGUAUACAGUGCUGGCAUGUAGCAGAUGAUCAACAAAUGGAUGUUAUUAUUGGAGUCCUUUUAAUAAGAUUACAGCCAAGAAAACACUUUGGGGCAGUUCUACUCUGUAACACAUGGAGUUUUGGUUUUUUUAAUAUCCUGCAACACUGAACAUAGAAACAAAUAUAAGCUAAACCUACUUUAGAUGUUAAGAUAAAGUGAUUUCCAGUUGGCCACCGUUAAAUACAAUGGCACUUUUCUUGUGGGAAAAGUCACAUUGCCACUAAAUUUUUCUUGUCUGUCUAGCUAAUAUUGUGAAGAAAAAUAAAGCACGGUGUGAGAUAUUGGUUCUGCCCUGUAAUUGCUUAUAAUGUGUUCACAUGAUUUUGCCCUGCCAUUCAUCGUCAUUAAACAAGACUUUAAAAAACCUUCUUAACAAGCCAAUACUGUAUAACCACGAGCAACCCCACUCUAAUGAAGUCCUCAGGGACCAGGCGGAGGGAUUGCCUUACAGGUGAAACUACCUUAGAAGGAAGCCUUUUGUUUCUUGGUAACAAACCCUUCUGAUUAGGUCCAAGAUGUAUACCACCCUGAGUUCCACACCUCCAGAGAGCCAUUGUUGCUAUUGGGUGUGUUCUCUGCCAUGUGGAGUGGAGUUCCCAGCCUCUGCAUUCCAUCAGAUGACAGAGUGUAUGAAAAGGAGAGAACGAAGCUGAAAUUCUAUUUUUGAAGUUAACAGUUUACGAUAACCAAAGCAGCCACUUGCUUUGGAGCAUGUAAACCCUAAGUAGCAAGGCAUCCAGUAUUUCUUUCUUAUGUUUGGUUACUGAUACCCUAAGCAUCAACCCUCUGACUCUCCUCCCUUAAACUCUGUUACAGAUUAAAUUGUGACUCCCCAAAAUAUGUGUUGGAAUCCUAACACAUAUACCAGUGGCUGUAAUUCUGUUUGGAAGUAGGGUUUUCUUUUUUAUAUUAAUUAGAUCAUACCUGAAUAGAGUGGAUUCUAAAUCUAAUCACUUCUGAGUUAUCAAAAGAGCACAUUAGACACAGAGAUUCACGCACAUGGGGGAAGACAGAUACAAUGUAAGGAUUAUGAAGGAACCAAGGAACGCCUGUUGCUACCAACAAGGAAGGAAUUCAUACCUCUGAGAUCCUGAUUUCGACUUUUGGCCUCCAGAACUGUGAGAAAAUAAAGUUCCAUUCUUUAAAGCCACCCACUUAAAUUUGUGUUACAGCAGCGUUAGCAAACUAAGACAGACUCUUUUUAAAAGGACUCUAAUAAUAACAUCCAUUUGUUGAUCAUCUGCUACAUGCCAGCACUAUAUACUUUCCACUACCACUCCUCACUACCUUGGAAGGUAGGUGUUGGCUUCUCCUUUUCCAGAGGAGAAAACUGAGACUCAGACGUUAGACAACAUACCCAAGGUCUCAAGCAAUGGGAGUGACAAAGGCAGGAUUUGAGCCCUGGUCUGGCUGACUCCAAGGCCCAGGCUCCCUCCUCUCUAUCAGUAGUCUUCAAACUGCUGCGCAUGUAACCUUGGGACACAGCCCUUCCCAGGGGUACACAGUCAUGGGACAUUUAAAGCUAUCAACGUCCUCACUGCCCGUGGGUAAUUUUUGUAAACUGGGCUCCUUCAGAACCCUCCCCGAGGUCAGGCUGCUUCUCCCACCUUCCCUUCCACAAUUGUCUGUCACAUUUCACCUAUUCUGAAUCUUACUGUGGGUGCUGCAGUGGUCUGCUGGAGCUGGCUUCUACUGUCAUGAGAGCCAAUUGUAUGUAUCUCUUUCCAGCUCCACAUUCACUAAAGUCAAGUUGGUAGUUUGAAAUUGGCCAUGGUGGAAGUAUUUACACUACAGAAAUCAGCAAAUGGUACAAAUCAGGACUUCAAACUUUUUUUUUUUUCCAGAAAGCCAGUUUACCCACCUACCAUGUCCAUCUGCACUCAAGCCUGCAGUAAGUCCCAGUUGUGUUAAAACCCUUGGAUUACCAAAAGGGAUGAUUUGAAAUACUGAAGUAUUAGACUCUAAUGACUUUUGUAAAUUGGUUUUCCAAUUCUUUGCUUUCAACAAAAUUAAGUCAGCUGAUCAAACUUUUUUUAAUGUGAUUUUUUAAAAAAUAUAACUCAGAAGUUCAAGGAGUUGAGUAAUGUUGCUAUAACCAAACUCCUUUCAUUCCUAUGUACUUGUUUAUGUGUAUAAUCCUCACUGCUUUCAUCCAUAAAAACAAAAAAUAAGAAUAGCAUUGACGGUGAACCCUUACUCUUUCUAGCAACACGUACUUUUCUAUUUAUGGAUAAUGUCCCUCCUGGUUGGGAAGGGGCGUUGGAGAAGGGUAAACCAGCCCUGUUCAUAUCAUUGAGAGAUGUAUUUCCAAUAAAAUUUAAAUUCUAUGUUAAAUAAUUAUCAAAAUUGUAAUAUAUUUGUGCAUUUUUAUCAAUUGGAUAAUAAUAAUAAUUGUAAUAAUUACUUAAUCCAGGAACAAAAUGUAAAGCCUUAUGGUCACAAAAAUUUAUUUAAAUGCAUCGACUUGCUUUUGUAGUAGAAAAGUAUGAGAGGCUAAUCAAUUUUAAACUUUCAACUGUAAGAAAUACCAUAUUAGGAUAAAAUGGGGGAUGGAAUAUAUAUUUAAGGAGAAAAAGGAACAAUGUAAGA